Molecule: messenger RNA, 432 nt
Organism: Prorocentrum cordatum
Lineage: Eukaryota; Dinophyceae; Prorocentrales; Prorocentraceae
Source: the annotation of a GenBank genome assembly
AUGACUGCGCUCGCCCGACCUUGGGCCGCCUCCCGCUGCCACCCGCCCGAGAAGAACAGGUCGGCGACCUCCGGCGGCAGCCCCCCCGGCAGCAGGAGCGCGCACGGCGCGCAGGUAGGCCAGGACCAUGUCGACCACGUGCAGCUGCGCCCCCACCUGGGGCCACUCCCCGGGGUACUCCCACGGCCUCGCGCCCGGCUUCCUGCGUCGGGCCAUCGGGGCAUGACGGGCCCCAGGGCGAGGCUCGAGCGAAACGGUGCUUGCUCCGUGCUCGUGCCGCUGACGUUUCUCCUGGUUCUGUUUUCGCUGUUCGCUGCUGCUGCGAGACGACACCAAACGAAGACGCUCCACGAAGUCGCCUGCGCACCGUUUACAACUCGCGCGCUGCCCAGGAGUGGCAGGUCAGCAACCGUGGGCCGUCGUGGCCAGCUU